GUGAGACGUUUCCAAGAAGGGUUACUACCAGCAAUCCGUCAUCACGUAGCUGGACACUGUAUUCAGACUUAUGCUGAUAUAGUUGUCAAGGCUCAAGAAGUAGAUGCAUGUUUCCGAAGAGGUGAUGGCCAAGUCCAAGUGCAGCCACUCGCUCAGGUUCCAGCAAUUUCCUCAGUGCAGCCAAUGCCUGUUCAGCAGGCAAAGAGUACAAACAAAAGAAAGUGGAAAGGCCCUCAGAACGAUCAGAAUAAUAAACAUAAACAGCCAGGUCAAGCUAACCGACCACAACUUCCAGCAUGUGGUACCUGUGGACGUCCUCAUCGAGGAGAAUGUCUCGCAGGCCGAACAUUUGCUAUCACUGUCGCAAGCCUGGACAUAUUACCAAGGAUUUUGACGACAACAGAAGUCGUUGCUCAAUUCUGUGGAUACAAUCCUGAGAUAUUCUCAGGACAAGGAGAUCCUCGUCUGGUUGAGGAAUGGAAUCAGGGUCUUGAAUCUAUUUUGGAGAUCACAGAAUGUACAGAUAGGCAUCGUAUUCUCUGUGCUCAAUUGCAGAUGACUGGAGAUGCUAGAUUAUGGUGGAACUCCUACUGGGGCAUGCGUCCUGGGGAGAAGGAGAAUCUUACCUGGACUCAGUUCAAGGAGAUUCUGGAGGAGAAAUACUAUCCAACUCAUUAUCGUGCUGAGAUGGAACGCCAAUUUUUGGCGUUAGUUCAAGGCAGCUGUUCAGUUGGCGAAAAAG
Messenger RNA from Striga hermonthica, 742 nucleotides. Lineage: Eukaryota; Viridiplantae; Streptophyta; Magnoliopsida; Lamiales; Orobanchaceae. The record is from the annotation of a GenBank genome assembly.